This is a messenger RNA of Mollisia scopiformis, 721 nucleotides long. RefSeq lists its product as uncharacterized. Bases 173 to 712 code for a protein of 179 amino acids. The record is from RefSeq and is a predicted model, not a curated record. NCBI's taxonomy places the organism in Eukaryota, Fungi, Ascomycota, Leotiomycetes, Helotiales, Mollisiaceae. The transcript is spliced from 3 exons.
UUUCACGGAAUCCAUUUUCACGUCUGCUCCUGUAAGUUCUCAGCUAGAACGCUCCGAUCUAGAAGUUCUGGUCGCGUUGUAGCUCUCUCAAAAGACUGCCAAUGUUGGAAAUAUAGUCCUUGUAUCUUUCCUCGGUGGUCCCAAUAUACUCGAGCCCAACGAACCUGCCGAAAUGGCUAUCAAGAAAAUAGGUGAAGGGAAAUUCAUCAAGCUCUUCGGAUGGGCGGCACGAUCAGCCACGGCCUCGGACAAUACGAUCAAAUUCCCCCACCUCAAAGCUCUCUUGGACAACAGCGACGCAAACAAGCCUGCGCGUUUCAUAAUCUUGACGAAUUUGGAAGCGCUCGCGGCUCUGGGCCGUGAGAUGACAGAAAAUGAUCUUCUUUACGACUUCUAUAAACAUCUGCGUGAGGUGUUCAGGGAAUGGUGUGACUCUAAAGGCUACCCUCAACCGGAAGAGUUCUUCUUCGCUGCUCCUGUAGUGAAGAAUAGUGCUCUGGAUGCCAACGAACGCGGUGUUUUUUUUUCAAUAAGGGGAGGAUGGAACGUUUGUUACGUAAAGCUGGUUUCACGGAUGCACGUGUCUCAACCACUGAGGCGGAGGCGAGGCUCAUGUCGAUUUUGUACAAUGCCUGGCGGGAAGAAAGAGAUCUUCCAAGGAAGAUUACCUUGGUUGACGCCGGGGCCGGCACAGUGCAAGUCGUUUCCGUAAAAAUAGACC